AUGGAUCCAAAAUGGUUUCCGCCGCCAGAUCGUCCCUUCCAGCCAGGUGGUCAAAGCAUUCUCGCUGCUGGUACCAUCGGUAUCACGACUUUAUUGCUUCCCCGAUGCCAGUUUCGCAACUUUGUUGCCAUCCCUCCCAUUGUUUGGAUUCUGUAUAAUUUGCGCCAGCAUACCACGGGAAAGCUUGAGGAGGAUUACUUGACUGCUGUCAACAUUUCCAUCACGCUGGCCAAACUCAUCGACGUCUCCGUGUUACAUGAUGCAGAACAGUCAUUGCGACGAGUCAGAACAGAUGGCGGUGAUACAGAAUCUGCAGAGGACAUCCAGAGAAUGGGCAGUCGAUUUGUUCUCGACCAGGCCCUGAGAGCAUCGUACUGCUUCUUGUACCUCGACAUUGACGAGUGGUACAUGCGGCGGACGCCCUUUGGCAAUGGCACCACCCAUGUGCCGGACUUCUUCUCGCUGCCGCUUGGAAAGCAGAUAUAUCUCGGGUGGCAGACUGGAUUGCACAAUGGGUUCGCAAUGGUAUUUGGGUACUAUCUUGUUACCAUAUUCGCGGUUGGUGCUGGUUUAUAUAGUCCUCACUCUUGGCCGCCUCUCUUUGGCUCGUUCGUGAAGAAAGGAUAUACGGUGAGAAACAUCUGGGGAUACUGCUGGCACCAGCUCCUACGCCGAACCUUUGAAACAGCGAAUUCCAGUCUGACAAGGCUGAUGAGGAUCCGUAGAGGAACGCUGGGCUCACGAUAUCUUCAGCUCUACAAUGCCUUCGUCGUGUCGGCCUUGAUCCAUCACAUUGGCGCCCUCAAUUGUCCUUACUCGGCACUACCGUGGUGCCAGUUUUACUUUUUCAUGAUCCAGCCAGUCGCCGUCACCGUGGAGGACUUCGCUAUAUAUGUGGGGAAGAAGGCGGGUCUAAGGCAGUCGUGGAGAACCAGAGCCGUGGGAUACGCCUGGGUUGGCUGUUUCUUGAGCUACUCUCUGCGGUAUGCAGCAGCAGGCUUCACUGCAGCAGGAUUGGGUGGUGUCAGGCAUCCAUUUGUGGCCAAAUUUAGUAUCAUGGACAGGCUGUUUGGAUAG
Messenger RNA from Cladophialophora yegresii CBS 114405, 1077 nucleotides. RefSeq lists its product as uncharacterized. The record is from RefSeq and is a predicted model, not a curated record. NCBI's taxonomy places the organism in Eukaryota, Fungi, Ascomycota, Eurotiomycetes, Chaetothyriales, Herpotrichiellaceae. Bases 1 to 1077 code for a protein of 358 amino acids. Gene Ontology annotation, biological process: lipid metabolic process. The transcript is spliced from 4 exons.